Molecule: messenger RNA, 357 nt
Organism: Lathyrus sativus (Indian pea)
Lineage: Eukaryota; Viridiplantae; Streptophyta; Magnoliopsida; Fabales; Fabaceae
Source: the annotation of a GenBank genome assembly
AUGACCCAUUUCACCAUUUUUCUUCAUCCCAACAACUUUUACCCAGUAAAACACAUCGAAAACCCCAAACAGCAACAACACUACUCAAAAGUUUUGAAAUGUGGAUGGAGGACGGAACACUCUGAAAUCGAUUUCACUGCUGAUGCUGCUUCCAAUGUCGAAGGACCACAAAACGGUUUUGAGGAUCUUUCUCCACCGUCAGAUUUCAAUCAUACGGUUAACGAAGAUGAUGGUUCACUUGCUAUAGAGCUUCAUGAGAAGUUGGAUUUGAAGGAUGAAACAAAAAAGGUGAGGUUGUCGCGGAAAUUUUAUGAGGACGAAGAUGUUAUGUUGUGCUUUAUUUUAUUUUUGAUAUGA